Messenger RNA from Sclerotinia sclerotiorum 1980 UF-70, 402 nucleotides. RefSeq lists its product with no specific name. Lineage: Eukaryota; Fungi; Ascomycota; Leotiomycetes; Helotiales; Sclerotiniaceae. Bases 1 to 402 code for a protein of 133 amino acids. The record is from RefSeq and is a predicted model, not a curated record. The transcript has a single exon.
AUGUCUGUGCUUGCUGAAGGUGGGGAUACUCUACGAACCGAUUACCAUACAAUUUUGUAUGCGAAUCGGUUUGCUUUUCCACGGGGUCUGAGCUCAUAUGGACAGGUUGACUGUUACUACGUAACAAAUGAUACAGAAAACGUUAUCGAUAAUGACUACAAUAUCGAUCUCCCUAUAUUAUGUAGCAUAUCACAAGUGAAUACAGGAGAGGAUUCAAGCUUGGAAAACAAAAUUUGGGAGGAUAAGAUAGCUUCGCCAAGAAUAUAUGAUGACGAUUCUUCAUCAAUUGAGACAGUCCUUGAUCCUCGUUUGUACCAGGAGACCUUGAUAGAAGGAUUACAAAAGGGUUAUAAUACUCAAGGUAUGGAUACUCUUGAUUACGAUAAUAAAGCAAUCUCCUGA